This is a messenger RNA of Prorocentrum cordatum, 1956 nucleotides long. NCBI's taxonomy places the organism in Eukaryota, Dinophyceae, Prorocentrales, Prorocentraceae. The record is from the annotation of a GenBank genome assembly.
GCACCGUCUGCCAUGGAUGGUUGUUCUUGCGCGGGUGACUUUGUUGAGCUGGCCGAUGACGCGUCGGAGAACUUGGGCGAGGUCCCCGCCGAAGUGGAGGACGCGUGCGAGCACUGGAUCAACACGGCCCCAUUGGACAAGAUCACGAGAGGCGCCAAGAAGGGGCGCGCUAUACGGCAAGGGGGUGACCUCGCAGUGAAGCGCACGAACCUCAGUGGCCACGAGGCCACCACCGUGUCGAACCUCGCCCUGCACGUCAGGCGCGCGAACCGAGCAAAGCUAUUGGCGCCUGGGAAGAAAGGGAUCGAGCAGCCGAGCGAUACGGACCUCCAGGACAUAGUGGGCGAGUUGGUCGGUAUGGGCUUGGGGCUGCCCAUUCACGUGAAGACGCAGUUGUUGUUCCGCUUUGUUAAAAAGCUGAAAGAGGACACGUGCAAGCCGACCGCAGAGGACUGGUGCGCCAAGACGUUGGCGACCGUGGUGCCGUGGAGGCGCGGCGGCGCACUGGCGUUCGACCUGUCGAACCCGAAGGUGAGCGACCUUGGCGCAAGCGAUGCAGGCCCCAUCCGAUCUUUCAGGAGGACGCUCGUCAACGACAUCCUCGCGCCUAUGAUCAUGCAGGGCAAGUCGCACGCCCCUCUGGUGGAGGAUGUUGCCAGGUAUUGCGCCAUGGCUUUGGAACAAAACGCGGACUACGACAUGUCAGAGGAGUUACAGAAUGAGUAUUUUGGCGUGCUCACUUGCACGAGGGGGCUCUCGGUGAUCUCGAACUCCAAGGUGCUCUUCGGCGACGUGUCCGCCAUCGUCGACGCCAGUGCCCUCGAGAAUGCAUCUGCGAAUACAGCCUCGAGGGAAGCGUCGGCUCGGGCUGGCGUUGCACUGGUUGGGGGCCAGUGGUGGAAUGAGCGCCUGACAACCUUCCUCCAUUACGAGAAGACUAUGAUGCAGUCUCAAGGUCUGGUCGAGAGUUGUUUGCAGCUGGCCAAAUCAACUGAGAGGGUGUCUACGCAGAUGGCCACAACAAUCACUACCAACUUUCGGCAAAUGGAUUUUCUUAAGACUGGCCUUAUUCCUGAGAAGUUCACGUUCGUCGGUGAGAAGCUCCAGGCCUUCGUGCAGAAACUUGCUGACCAAGAGCUUGAUGCAGUGAAGGCUUCCAACCCAACCGAUGCGGGGUCGCUCCAAGAGUCUGUGAGCGGCAUGGCGUGGACGUCCAAGAUCUUGCCGGAGGCGAUCAUCGCGUGGCCAAUCGAGAACGGAUUCCAACAUCGAAUGUCGGUGGUAUCAGCGAAGUUGGCGUCGGUGACUGGCAUGCAGCGUUUGGCUUCUUUCGAAAGCAGAGCCUUGGCGGCGGCCAGCCUCGACACUAGCCAGAUUUCGGAUCUCUCCAACAAGGUGAUGAUCGAGCCCAAGGAGGGGGGUGGCGUCGUGGCUGCGAUCAACACGUUGCCGCCAGACAACGGAGCCAUCGACCGCAUCAAGGACCUUCACGCGCUGAACAAGAUCGUCGGGGCCAGGUGCAGCAUGAAGUUCUUGACGAAGCAGUGCACUGACCUCGGCGCAGAAGCGCCCGACAGGUUCGCUGCUGCGAAACCAGAUUGCAUGUGCGUCGCCAAGCUGCAGGGCGCGAUCCAAACCUACAGCGGCCUCGUGGAGAGGAUCGGCGGCGAGAGGGUGCCAAGGGGGCGCAGCGACGACAACGCUGCGGCGGCAGGUUGCGCGGAGGCGCUGAAGGAGCUCAAGUCGGCAGGUGCAGAGGCAGAGCAUGCAGGGUUCCAGCUUGAGCUCACUACUGCCAAUGCCAUCGAGGGUGGCUUGCGCGGCGGCGGGAAGUGGAGCGACGGGCGCGCAGCAGAUGCGUUCGAGGAGUUCAUGAAGCAGGCGGUGUCCGCGUGGUCGUCCGCGGACAAGGUCGGCGCCGAGGAGCUCCACCAGGGCCUCGUUGAUUUCGAGAAG